Molecule: messenger RNA, 2001 nt
Organism: Humulus lupulus (European hop)
Lineage: Eukaryota; Viridiplantae; Streptophyta; Magnoliopsida; Rosales; Cannabaceae
Product: ankyrin repeat-containing protein ITN1-like
Exons: 4
Coding region: 1-2001 (666 amino acids)
Cellular component (GO): plasma membrane
Molecular function (GO): protein phosphatase 1 binding; protein phosphatase regulator activity
Source: RefSeq, a predicted model, not a curated record
AUGGCAGGACUAGUUGAGCUACUAACUUCUAUUCUGAUGCCACCGGAGGAACAACUCUUUAGAUUCAUUCAAGGCAUAACCAAUCCAUUUUUCGGUCGGUUUGAUGGUGAACAUUUGCUAGACAUUGACAAUUUAGAUCCUCUACACAUAACUUGUGGCCAAGAAAACAAUGUCUUUCAUGUUGCAGUAAAAUGCGGAGCUAAUCCACAAGCUGUGCCUGUGCAAGCCUUGCUAAGGCUGCAUUCAUUGCUUGCCUAUCAGCCAAACAACAAAGGCGACACGCCACUACAUGUGGCUGCGAGGUUAGGGAAUAAGAGUUUUGCAGUGGUUCUGAUAGAUCAUGCAAGGGCAUUAGCACCAGCACCAGCAGCACCAGGCCAUAAUAAUGACUAUAGAAGUCUGCUGAGGAAGGUGAAUUAUGAGAAGGAAAACACAGCACUUCAUGAGGCUGUGCUCAAUGGUUACUUGGAAAUUGCUAAGCGAUUGAUUGAAGAAGAUCCAACUUUGACAUGUUUUGUGAAUAAGGCUGGGGAAUCUCCUCUCUUUCUAGCUGUGGAUGGUGGAUUUUAUGACAUUGCUUCCAUCAUUUUGGACACUACUUUUCCCAUUUGCUCUUUGUUAGGGAGGAACGGCAUGACUGUCAUGCAUGCUGCGGUCAUUCGUUCAAGCCGCCCAGAUAGGCUGGUGCUUUCAGUUAAUAUCGCCAACAUUAUCACCAUUAUCAGGGAUAAUGACUUCCCUUCUUUUUUAGGAUUUGUUAAAAAGGCCUUAGAGAGAUGUGGAUCCCAGAUUUUAGAAAAAGCAGAUAAGUUUGGAUGGAUGCCUCAUCACUAUGCUGCAAACAUGGGACAAUCAAGACUUGUUAAACUAUUUUUGGAAGCCAAAAGAUCUGUUGCUUACAUCAAAGAUAAACAAGGCAUGACUGCUCUUCAUAUCUCGGCAAGGAAUGGACAUAUCAGAGUCAUCAGAACAUUGAUGGAAGAAUGUCCAGACAUUGGUGAGAUGUUGGACAAUAGAGACCGGACUGCACUUCAUAUUGCAGUUGAAAACAAACAGGUUUCUGUGGUAAACAUUUUCUUAAACAAGAGAGCUUUCAUUGAUCUUAUAAAUGAGCAAGACAAUGAGGGAAAUACAGCUCUACAUGUUGCUGCUAUCCAUGGUUAUUAUGAGAUUAUUAUACGCUUAGCAAGUAAUCGGAAGACCAACAAGAGAAUCAUCAAUAAGAUGGGGUUGACUGCUUUUGACAUUAUUGGCAGAUCAACUCUACUUGGUCCUGUUGAAAAGGCUAUGAUUAGAUUGAAAAUGAAUAAAGAAGGCCCUCUUCUAAGUUUACAAGAAGCUGCAGUGGUGAAGAAAACUAGAAAAAGUGACAAAACAUCCGAAGAAACCAUGUCAAAAAUGACUCAAUCUCAACCAAAGGAAGAGAAUAAUAAUGAUCAAGAUGUAAAGCACAUGGCAGACAUUAACUUAGUGGUGUCAACAUUGAUAGCAAGUAUUACAUUUCAAGCAGCCAUUAGCAUGCCCGGGGCUGGAAAAUAUAGCAGUUCAAGUGGCUUUGAAGCUUUCAAAUUCUUCAUGGCAUUCGAUUCGCUGGCUUUUGGUUGCUCGGCGGCCUCUAUGUUGAUCCACUUUGCAGUUGCAGUGUACUCCAAGUUGCGAGGAAAGGCAUGUAAGUAUCCUAUUGAGUUGACGAUGAUCUUAACUCUGGUAUCCAUUACCUCGUCUGUGUUGGCCUUUAUCAUGGGCACAAAAGCACUGUUGUAUGAGAAGAAAUCUGAGCUUAGCAUUAGUGGGACUACUAAUCAUAAGAUUUGGGAUUUUGAUUUCCCUGGCAAUAUUGCAAUAGUUGCAUUCUUCGCUACUCUCUUCUAUGUCUUUCUCCCACUAUUAAUGACUAUUUUAAAUUGUUUGCUCAUUUUGGUUCCAGAUGAUGGAUUACCCAUCUUUCUGGUUGCAACCAAGUAUGUACUCUUGAAAAUCUUAAGAAUUUUUUUCAAGUGA